CGCGAGUACGCGACCUCACGCGGUUAGUCUGGCGGGUGCGCACGCUUGUGCGCGUGAAGCCCGCGUCUCCCAGCUGCCGAAAGAGAAAUGAGGAGAGGACGGAUGGUGCAUUACAGCACUACCACAGUACAUCUGCCGGCAUUGUUUUGUGACAUAUCUGAAGCUGAAAAUAAAUUAUGCCUUUGUAUGGGUACUGCAAAAGUGCACGCUGAGCAGUUAGUGAGCGUUUUACGCAGCUCGAUUGUAUGAGAAUCAUGAGUCUGCGUUCAAUAGGGAUUUUCAGAGUAACGACGUCGCUUAAACAAGGGAGCUAACGCUUAUCGUUUGUAUCCAAGAAGUGUACACAUUACACCGAACCAAGGUAUUUAAUCCUUCAUUUUGAAUAUUUAAUGGAAUGUUGCCAAUUUCAUGAGCCUAUCAAAUAAUGAGGUAUAAAUCGUAAGCAUUUCACUUCUGACCUGUCUGGCUAAAUAUAAACACAAACGGACGGACGGAAGACGCCUCACACCGGAUUUACCUGAAGAUGCGCCUUGGUCUUUGAGACAAGACUUUCUUGCUGUGCAAGACCUUCAGUUAUAGUUAUUUAAGUUUCAGCUGUAGCUUUUGGAUUUUCAGACACCAUAUUGCCUUUCUCCAGAAGGAGCUGCAGACCGGAGAUGGAGAGGAGUGUAUGGACUGAGAGCCAACUUAAAUUAGCAGAACAUAUAAGCGAGUGUCCUCCCAUUUCUCUGUGAGUCAGACAAACCCAGAGCGAGAAGAGCGUCAGGACAAAGACAUCCAGGGGGUUUCGUUUGUCCCACAGGACCAGUGGUGGAUCUGGAAGGAGUCUUGGACAGAUCCUUGUAAGCGUUAAGAGGGUUACCCACCGCGUGAGAGAGACGGGGUCAGAGGCAGAGCCAGAGCGCGGGAGGGGCUGGCGGGAGAGUGGGAAAGGACGUUUGCUAUGGCGACGGACCCUGGAGAGCCCACUGCCACGGAGGAGUCAUCUGGAGAGAACGCUGACGGGGAGAGGAAGGAGAGGCAGCAGGAGAGCCGGGCGAUGCCCAACGGGAUGCACAGCGCGCUCUCUGACCUCUCAUCUGACCAGCCUCACGAGAGGCGAGCGGGCCGAGAGGGCGGUACAGGAGCAGGGGAGAUCGGCGAGGAAGCGGACAGCCCUGCCGGGCCGCGGCCUGCCCUCAGCCCGCCUUUCCCUGGCUCUGGUGGGCCUCAGCCGAGGCGCGAGAACAAGCGCUUUUUCCGCAAGAGCAUGGAGAUCUGCGAGGAGGACGACCACUUCGGGGAGGUCCACGACACCUCUCAUAGUGCGCCUCACCUCGAACUCCAUGGCUCGGACUCGGUGUUCAGUGGUGGUGCCCAGCAGCUGCCCAACGCCACUUCUGCAGGCCUGCGCGAGGAUGACACACACACGGGCACCCAGGACACCGAGAAGGACGCCCCUAUGGUUCCCGUGCUGAGGGGGAAGGAGCGUGAGCGCGAGCAGGAGGAGGAGGCAGAGAUGAAGGCUGUGGCCACAUCACCCAGUGGCCGCUUUCUCAAGUUCGAUAUUGAGCUCGGCAGGGGGGCCUUCAAAACUGUUUACAAAGGCCUGGAUACAGAGACGUGGGUGGAAGUGGCCUGGUGUGAACUGCAGGACCGGAAGCUAACGAAGGCAGAGCAGCAGCGUUUCCGUGAGGAAGCAGAGAUGCUGAAGGGGCUGCAGCACCCCAACAUCGUGCGCUUCUACGACUCCUGGGAGUCUGCACUCCGAGGGAAGAAGUGCAUCGUCCUGGUCACCGAGCUCAUGACCUCGGGGACGCUUAAAACCUACCUAAAGCGCUUCAAGGUGAUGAAGCCCAAGGUUCUCCGUAGCUGGUGCCGGCAGAUCCUGAAGGGCCUGCACUUCCUGCACACGCGCACGCCGCCCAUCGUGCACCGCGACCUCAAGUGCGACAACAUCUUUAUCACGGGUCCCACAGGCUCGGUUAAGAUCGGGGACCUGGGCUUGGCCACGCUCAUGAGGACAUCCUUCGCCAAGAGUGUCAUUGGUACUCCAGAGUUCAUGGCUCCAGAGAUGUAUGAGGAGCACUAUGACGAGUCUGUAGAUGUCUAUGCCUUUGGCAUGUGUAUGCUGGAGAUGGCCACAUCCGAGUACCCUUAUUCUGAGUGCCAGAACGCAGCGCAGAUCUACCGCAAAGUCACCAGUGGGAUCAAGCCAGCCAGUUUUGACAAAGUCAUCGACCCGGAAAUCAAGGAGAUCAUUGAGGGCUGCAUACGGCAGAACCGAGGAGAGCGGCUCUCCAUCAAAGACCUGCUGAACCACGCCUUCUUCGGCGAGGACACGGGCGUGCGGGUGGAACUGGCUGAGGAGGACUCGGGCAGUCAGGACUGUCUGGCCCUGCGCAUCUGGGUGGAGGAGCCCAAGAAGCUGAAAGGCAAGCACAAGGACAACGAGGCCAUCGAGUUCAGCUACGACCUGGAGAACGACAGCGCCGAGGAGGUGGCACUAGAGAUGGUGAAGUCAGGAUUUUUCCACGAGAGUGACGCGAAGGUGGUGGGGAAGUCUAUCCGAGACAGGGUGGCUCAGAUUAAGAAGUCCCGCGAGAGGCGACGGCAGCAGCAAGGCCUGGCUGAGCGGCGGGACUCCUCUGCCUUGCCCUCCCUCACAGGUGGGCCUGCCUCUGGGCCCACCCAGUCUGCUGUUGCGACCGCCCCAGGCCCAGCUCCUGCUGCGGUUCCUACAGCAGCUACUGCGGUGCAGGGAGAGGCAGAGGAGCUGCCGGAGGUGGAGCAGCAUGCUCGCCAGCAGCAGAUCCAGGCCAGCGCUGCACGGGGCCCCACAGAGCUGGAUAGCCUCUGUGCAGUCAGUGGAGAGUCAUUUGUGAGUGGCCAGAGCCAAGCCUACCUCCAGACAGGAGAUUCAGGGAAGCCUCGUGCUCACCCUCAGGCCAGCUACCCCACAGCAACCUCUUCUCUCACCACAUAUCCCUCUGAUUCACAAAUGCCAUUCCUCCAGCCAGGAGAGGCAGUGACUCCCCAUGCUUCACAAAUACAGUCCCAGUCAUACGUACCCUCCAUUUCAUCCCAGACACCAAUUAAUGUCCUACCUGCACCCAUGUCUGCUGGAGAUCCUACAGGAUCCUCACAAGGGAGAAUAAUGCUGCAAACUCCACAGAACCAACCAAACGUUACACCUCUGCAACAGCCAGAAAAUGUGUCUCAACCAACUGCAGUUCAGACACAACAACAGAUAGUAUUAGAUCUACAGACUACAUUUAUACAACCACAUUCAUCACCAUCACAGCAGGCAAAUGUGAAACCACAACCACAGGCGGUUUUAUUACAACAGAUGGACCAAAUUCAGCAGAGUACCUUGCUGCAACAGCCUCCUGCAUCAUCAGGAAUGCAAUCCCACCAGACUGAGCAACCACAAGUGGUUUUGCAGGAGCAGCAGCAGCUCCAUUCAAAUGUACCUCCACAGCCGUAUAUACCACAGCAGCAACCACAGACUCUGGCUAACCCACAGCAAACAGAAACACCACACCAGGUAUAUUCACAGCAACCUGCAGGAGUGGCCCAGCAGCAGCAACCUGUAAUUCAACAAGUCCAGCAGCAGGUGCCAUUACAGCAAUCUUUAAUGGAACAGCAGCAACAGAAACCACAGUUGUUAUUGCAACAACAGGUAUAUGUGCCACGACAGGCUGAUUCACAAGAACAGACCAUGUUACAACAAGCAACAGUGCUACAAUCGGCCUCUCAGCCGUUACAACUUGGGGAGCAGCAACAAGCAGCACUUAUUAUGCAACAGCACAUUGAACAACAAAAUCAACAGCAAAUCUAUUUACAACAGCAUCAACAUAUAGAGCAGCAAAAGAUGCUUCUUCCACAACAGCAAAAUGCUGUAGUACAACAGCAGAUUAAGCAACAACAGCAAACCAUACAGAAUCAGCAGCAAGUAGAGCAACAGCAGGCAAUUUUACAACAAGCAGAACAGCAACGGCAACAACACGCACUAUUGCAACAGCAUUUGGAGCAACAACAGGUUUUACGGCACCAACAACAGUUAGAACAGCAACAAGCUCUUUUGCAGCAACAACAGUUUGAACAACAGCAAGCUUUGUUGAAGCAAAAACAACAGCCACAGUUAGACCAGCAAGUGUUGUUUCAACAUCAACAGCUAGAUCAACAAGCUUUUGUUCAACAAAAAUUUGAGCAGCAAGCACUGUUGAAACAGCAGCAAAUAGAGAAGCAACAAGCAGCUCUAUUGCAGCAGCAGCUAGAGCAACAGCAAAAGCAAGCUGUUUUACAGCAGCAACAAGCACUACUUCAACAGCAACACCAAUUAGAUCAACAAGUGCUGUUACAACAGCAACAAGUGGAGCAACAGCAAGCUUUUCUACAGCAGCAACAACAGUUUGAACAAAAGCAACAACCUAUACAGCAGCAAAGUUUACAAUCUCAAAUACAACAAAUAGAGCAGCAUACAUUUCAGCCACAGAUGGAUCAAGCACAACAGGUGUUACUCCAACAACAGAGAGAACAGCAGUUGCAACAGCAAGCUCUACUACAAAAACAACAAAUUGAGAUACAGCAGCAGCUACAACAGCAAUCUUUGUUGCUACAGCAAAAACAGCAGCAACAACUGGACCAACAAGCAGAUCAUGGGCAACAUCACAGUGGAAAACAGAAAGGUGUCACUCUUGAGCAACAGCAGCAGGCUUUACUCAAGCAACAGCAGGAACUACAGCAGCUGCACCAGCAGGCCUUGUUGUUACAACAGCAACAACAGUUGGACCAACAAGCAGUCCUCAGCCAACACCUUGAGACAGUUCAGCAAAUCAGUCAGAUACCUCAAUGUAUUACUCAACAGAUUAUAGCCACACCCCUUCAGCCUCACAGUACUCUUACUCAUCACCAAAUAGAGCAACAGCAACAAGCAUUUACUCAGCAGCAAGUUGCUUUCUCACAGCAGCAACAGAAAACUUCUGUAGUGGAAUCACAAGUCCCAGCUGUUGGUCAAGUAGCAUCACAAAUGGUUAGCUCCAAAAUUACAAACCAGAUACAAACCCCAGGACACAAUCAGCAACUUAUACCAGCCCCAGCAGCAGCUGAACCACAAGGGCAAAUACAACAAAGUCAAGGUGACACUGUGGCACAAAUCCAUGGUCAAAUUCCGGUGCAGACCCAAAGUCACACUAGACCACAAUCAAUGGUUUUAAUCCUGGGACAGACGCAACCCACACAGUUUCAAAUUCCUCAAGGAACCCAGCAAAUGUCCAAUGCUCCAUUACAGAGUCACACCACAGUACAGCCACAACUACAGACACAACCUUAUGACCAAACUCAGAAGCAGACUCAAAUGCUCUUACAGGGACAGAGUUAUACAACUCAAGUCUUGCCAACUCAAACUGUAGCUCCUGUUCUUUGUCAAGUCCAAGCAGUACCUCCAUCAACUCAAAUACCUAACCAAAUGCAGCCUCAGGCCCCUUCGUCCUUGCUGCCAAUUCAGUAUGCUCAAGCUUCACAAAUGAGUCAGCAGACCCUCCAGCCAGUCCAUCUGGACCUAACGAAGGGGACCCAACAGCAACAGUUUCCACCACAACAAUAUCACCAAGCUGUGCUGUCUCCAGUGUCAGUGGGAAGUACCGUUGGAGCAACAUCAGCCACUGUACCUACUACCUUGAUAACCACUCAGCAGUGCUUACAACAGACAGGUCAGACUCAAAUUCAAAGUCAGGCGCAAACUCCGGCGAUCCUACAGGUGCAACAACAGCCGGUUUCCAUGCCAGUGCAGACUGUCAUGCAGCCUGUACCACCUGUACCAUCUCAAGUUCCUCAACAGUAUGAGCAGCACAUACACAUUCAUCAGAUGCAGCAGCUUCAGGCCCAGCCAGUUUUGUCAACUGCAAAGCAAGUUUCACUACCACAGCAAACAGCAGUGGCACUAGAUCUAAAUCACCAGCCAUCUCAGCUAGCAUCCGCCUUGCAUCCUGUGGUUCCCGCACAUGUCCCACCAAUCCAGAUGCCUCAGACACAAAGUCAGACUGCUCCUCUUUACAGUCAGGAUGUAGCAGGUGUACCAUCUUCUCCACAACAUCAGUCUCAGCCAGCCAUACCUGCUCACACUCACACCCAGACAAGCACACAGGCACAAACACACAUGCACACACAGACUCAUGUCCAAACACAGGCCCACAUGCAUACUCAGACACACACUGAGACCCCAGACACAUUAGUGAAGCCACCUUACUCCCAGGGUGCAUUGCAGCCCCCACAGAUACCGUCUAGCCCAUGUCAUACAUUCCUCCAACCAUCCACCACAAUAUCAGGCCUCCAGGCUGUUGCUUCAGCUUCAGAGCUCCCUGCCUCAGCUGAGGUACAGUUAAGCCAAGCUGGGCAAACUGAUAUGGCUCAUAACUCCCCUCCCACCAUCCAUGCUUCACAGCCCCUUGGUUCUAAUAGCCCUGCUUUUGCACCGAACCUGCUGCCAGACUGUGACACUGCAUUGCUGGGCAUUUCACAGGAGAGCCCAAACCAGUCUGCCAAUCAGCAUUCAUUAUCAAGCUCUGCUCCAGCCAAUGGAGAGGAAUCCCAGUCAUUCAAUGGGAAAGUGGAAAGAGUGAAACCUCAGAGGAGAGCGUCCUGCAAUCGUUCUGAGAGAGCCACUCACUUUCAGCUGAGCAUGCUGCAGGUUUCAAACACCGGAGACAACAUGGUGGAGUGCCAGCUCGAAACCCACAGUAACAAGAUGGUCACUUUCAAGUUUGAUACUGAGGGAGACGCACCUGAGGACAUAGCUGAUUACAUGGUCGAAGAGGAUUUUGUCCUUGAGUCAGAGAAGGAGAAGUUUGUAGAGGAUCUGAGGGCCAUAGUGCAGAAAGCCCAGGAGAUCCUGAGCACUCAGUCACAGAACGGAUCUAUGGAGCAGCUACAUGUGGGCACUCCAUCAAGUUCAACUAUGGACUCGGCCCCUCAGUCUUCUCCAGUGGGUCGCUGGCGAUUUUUUAUCAAUCAGACUAUUCGACAUCGUGACUCCCACUCCAAUCAAGGAGCCACCACUCCACCUGCAGUAGGGGAGAGCCAAGGCUCCAAGACCACGGAAAUUGAGAGAGCUUCAGACCAUGAGGGUUCACAGCAGUCAGAUGUUCUCUCUGGACUCAUAGCUCCCCCCUGUUCCUCGCUUUUGGUGUCCUCCAUCCCUGCCUCUGUUCCUGACACCACUGCCACAGACUCUGCUGCCUGUGCCCCACUAACUGUCCAGAAGCCUACGUCCACUGCAGCUCCUGCUAAUCAAGACAUAACGGCUAUCGCACAACGAGAUCCUAGCAAAGUGUCAGCAACAGCCAUUCAAGCCCCAGUCCGCAACCCGGCCUCUGUACCUCCUGUUGUCCCCUUUCCUGAGGCUGAGCCUGAGCCCACAACUUGUUCCAGUGUUGGCCUGUGCCCAGGAGAGCCUUCUGCUAAGGUGCAUGACAUGCCUGAGAAUCAGCAGCCCUUCUCUGGCCCAUCUUCUGCUUCUAUGUUAAGUCAUGGCGACCGAGUACAGCAACAGUUGCCUCAAACCCCAGUAUCAACAAUGCAGAAUGCAGAAGUCCUCCAACAAGGUCUCCCACAGCAACAACUCACAGAGGCUCAGGCAACACAGUCGGUGAUGGCCAGCAACGAUCAAACUCUGAUUCAGCAGCAGCUUCCACAACAUCAGCAACAACAGUUGCAGCUGACUUUACAGCAGACAGCACAGCAGCCAGUCCAUCAGCUAACUCACCAAGUACAGCUUCAAACUGGCCACACAGAGCCACAAACCUUACAACAGCCUAAGCCAAUGGAGACGAAGCCCCAGCCUCUGACCCAGGCUAGUGCUGGUGCCCCUUCAGUCUCAGAGCUGAGCGCACACUAUGUGACCUUUCCAGGCCAGCACCCAGUACCUGAGUUGCAUCCAGUGCAACAGUCGGUACUUCAGCAAAUUCUGCAACACAAGACACAGCCUGAACCUCAACCACAACCGCUCUGUCCACCGACUGUUGACUUACAGUUGCAUGGUCUCCAGCAGCAGGACAGCAUAGAGAAGAUGGAGCCACAUUCAGUGGUGCAGAAGCAGGCGGUUCCCAUACAGCAGCAUGCGCAGCAGGACACGGUGCAGAACCCUGUGGCACUGGCUAUGCAGCCUCAGCAAGGCUUCCAAACACAAGAGCCUUCACAGCACAGACCACAGGUUCAGUCUGUGGCCCUACAGCCAGAGUCUGCUGAGCCAAUGCAGACCCAGCCGCUACAGCAGGUGCCACAGGACAAGCCUCAGCCUGGUGUUCCACCUGUACAAAAGCAGCCAUCUUUUCAGCAGUCUGAAUCUGAGGUCUCCACUGGUGAGGCAGCUGUUUCAGAGGAGGUUUUCAGCCAGUCUGCUUCUCUACAGCCCUUGUCUGAUGCCUCCCUGCCCCCUCUCCCACUCCCGGAGGCACCUCCGCCCGUCUUGGCGCACAUCCUCACGCCCUCCCCUGUCCAGCCCUCUUCAGUGGCUGAGUCGGACAGUGAGGGCCCCCCGAAAAUCGAGUUUGUGGACAACCGCAUAAAGACGCUGGACGAGAAGCUACGGACUCUGUUGUACCAAGAGCACAACACAGGUGGAGCUGUGCUGGGAUGUUCCACUAUUGCCCUUACUCAAGCUCUUGCCUCCACCUCUGCCUCUACCAUGGUACCGGCUUCUGCUGGGGGAGAUGAGUCAUCUGAAUCCCACCCAGUGUCUGUCUCUGCCUUUCAACCCCCUCCCGUCUCCUCCUCGGACACCUCUCCGCACUCCUCCUCCCGCACCGCUUCCUCCACCACUCCUCGCUCCUCCUCUACCUCUCCGGACAGAGAGAGAAUGGGAACAGGAGAGGAAGACGUGACCCAGCCCACUCUAGUUCCUCCAGCUGCUGUGGAUCACCAACCCGCUUCGUCGUUCUCCUCCACCUCUCCUCCCUGUUCCCUCCUGUCUCCACCACAGGAUCCUGCGCCUGGACCCCUGCCUCCACCCAGUGAACCUGCAGUCCUUGCUGCCCCCUCCCCCUAUGAUAGCAGUGUCCCCGGAGACGUCCCGUGGCUUCCCCCCUCUCAGCAGCCCACCCUCCUGCAGCCGGGACAGCAGCAGCAGCAGCACCACAAUGCAGGAGACGGGAACUCUGACAGUCAGGCAGUGAAAGAGGAGAGAGAGAUACCAUCAGAUAUGCAGCCCUGCUCGCACAGAGGACGUUUCCAGGUGACUCCGGUUCCGCAGGCUGUGGACCCGGCUCCCCUAGCAGAGGUGGCUCAGGGCCAGGAGAGUGUGCUCGAGACUGUGGGGCGUUUCUCUGUGACGCGGGCUGAGCAGAGAGAGGAGCAGCUCUCCGACAGCUCCCCUGUCUCUCCAGACCUGGAGAGGGACAGGAGGAGGACCAAAGGGAAGGAAGGGGAGAAGGAGGAGAAGAGGGCCCCUCUGGGGGGUGGGCAUCAGGCCCCACGCAACCACACGCACUCCCCAAGGGCCAGUAGUGACGAUGAGAGUGAGGUGGAGGAUGAGGACCUAAGGAGAGAGUUGCACAAGCUCCGAGAAAAGCACAUCAAAGAGGUGGUGUCCCUGCAAGCGCAGCAGAACCGUGAGCUGCAGGAGCUUUACAAGCAACUGCGCAGUCUAAAAGACCACAGGCAGCCCCUGGGGCUGGCUCAUAUGCCUCCCCUUCCUACCACAUCCCUGGCCAUCUCCCCGCGCAGACCCCGCCCUGCCAAGAGCAAACUCCGCCCCCGGCCCCAUUCCCACAUGGACAACAACGGAGUCGUGCAUCAAGGGAGUCUCCUGCAGUCUAGCAGUUUUUCCGGUGGAGAGCAAACCAGGCUGCGUUCGCACAGCAACCUAGAAAAAUCACCUCCAGUGACCACCAAGAGAGACCACAGUCCUCCAGUCCGGUGUUCAUCCAAUAAAAAGAGCACAUUCACAGACGAACUGCACAAACUCGUAGAUGAUUGGACAAAAGAGGCAGUUGGGCCUGCCCAACCCAAACCUUCACUCAAUCAGAUCAAACAAAUUCAGCAGGUGCAGGAACUGGGUGCCUGGAACCAGUCCACUGAGGCGUCACCUCCAGGCUGGUACCCCACAGCUUCUCUUAACCCCCACAGUGCUCCUGUAUUAGCCAGCCUGUCUGCCAUGGCUUGCCCACCCUACAGUACAGCAGGCCAAACCCAGCCAGCUCCUACACAGCCCCCCAUUGGCCCCCUAGCACAGCAGAGCCUCCAUCUGCAGGCCCAGGCCUUCACAGCGCUGCCGUACAGCCAGCCCCCUCUGCAGCCACAGCACACGCAGAUCCUCCCCGGGGCACUGCCACCCAACCAGGCCCUGCUUCUCGCCCCCGCGCAGGUGCAGCCGCCAGCCUGUGGCGUGCACGCGCAGCUACCCCCUCACGCCGCUCCCUCCCCCACGUGCACCAGCACCACAGGACCCCCGCCGGUCCCACCUACCACCAUCACCGCCGCCUCUAGUUCUGCCUCUGCCACCCUCUGCUCAGAUUCAUCGUGCUCCUCCACCUGCUCCGCCUCAACCCUGCCUCCUGGUAAUAAACUCCGCCCCGCGCCCCCUACCUCUGCCCUGCCUUUAGGACAGCAGUGAGCACAAGUGAGCACAACUGGACAGAGAGAGAGAAUAACAGACAGGACACAGGAUUUUGAAUGAAAGUAGAGAAGAGGCUUGUUUUUGAAGAAUGUUUGAGCAUAACAUGAAUACUACAGUAUGUAGAACAAGAACACUAGGGACCAGGGGCUUCUUAGCGUUGGCGCAUAUAGGUGUGAGGAUGUAUAAAUUAUUUAAUGCGUGUGUAUUUGUGUGUAUGCGUGUGAGGGUGUUUACAUUAUUCCCCCAAAACAUAUCCUCUGCGUGUUUCUGCACUCUCAAGGUUUCUAUACAACACAGUUGAACCUCAACUCUUCCAUAUAUACAUAUAUACAAGACGACCUUUUCUGACAUUAAAAAAUUGUCAUUUUCGUUUUAUUUAUGAACACCUCUGUUGAAAGGACCGUUAGCGUAUUAAAAAGUGCAAUUAGUAAUAUUUAAAUUAAUUUCUGUGUUGUUGUGUUGCCUGUCUGUAAAGUGUAAAGGACUUAUUUUUUUAAAUGCACACAGAGAUGACCAGAUAAACAGUAAGACACCAUUUUAAAAGAAUAUAGCACAAAAAAGGUCUCAACAAAUAAUGAAGCAGAAAUGAUGCAGUUUCAGCAACCGCAUGUUCUGCAACUGAGCAUGAUGACAGUUACCUGGCAACAGUCAUCUUAGCUACGAGUCCAACCUAAACAUUGAUUGUUCACUGCAGUGCACGGAUUAGGCAUGCUCUUCAUGUUCUUCUAUUGUACAUUAAUAGUACAUUAAUUAUUAAUAGUGGUAACAUCUAAGAUUAAUUUAAGGGAUGUUAUAGAAUAACACGAAUAGCUUCCAUCUGACUAGAUGGAUUUCAGUCCAGUGUUCUGUAAGCUGUGUGGCUGUGUACAACUGAGCAUAACUAAUUUGACUGCAGUGUUUGCUUUUUCUCGUUUGUAGACUCUCCUUCUUGGGGGUUUACGGUGUGAAUUCUAAUUCCAUAGUGAGGACAUACAGGUCCAGAGCUUUUAGGGCACUUCGAAUGAAGCAAACUGCUUGGUCUUGCACUUGAUCUGUGUUUUGCACAGCUAUGUUUGUGCUUCUGAGCACACCAAACUGUGAACAAGUCACCUGCAUACAUAUUUUGUUUUUUUGUUUUUUUUUGGGUGAAAACACAAGAAACAUCAAAAUCUGCACACAGGUAUAUAUUGUAAUACAUGAAAUGAGUCAUGUGAUUUUGCUUCAUACUUCAACAAACAACACAAAUAAAACUGCCAAGUGAAUUUAAGAAUGGAUUACUUUGCACCUCAGCUUUCCAGAUACGAUGCCUUUCAGAGUAGCGUUAUUGAGUGUUUUUAAGUCGUGAGAUUGAUAGCCUUCUGUGUGUGGCCCCAGGGUCCAGCCUCUUCAAGUCCGCACCUGAUAAUUGUUUACAGAUGUGUAUCUUUCCAUGCAAAAACAAAGAAACAACUAAAUGAAUGCAGGGAUUGUGUUCUGUGGCCAUGCAAAAGCAAUUGCCAGACAGCAAAGAGAGUCUUUUGGCUUGUGCUUUAAAUGUCCAGACAUUUUUCCUGGGUUUCAUCCUUAAAUAUAUAUUGCCUGUACACAAAAACAUGACCAGCUACAUACAUGCCUGUGUUACGAUAAUUAAAAAUAAAAAUAUAUGGGCCGUUGAUUAAGGAUCUUUAGGUUUGAACACAGUAAUGCACAGAAGGCUUUGAAUGUUUAAAAAAAAAUUAUUUUUUCAGCAUUACAUAAGGCAUAUGGGAAUAUGUUGUGCAGUGUUCACAGAGACUACAGAAGGACACAAAAUGGGGAAAAAAAAAGUUAAUUUAUUUUGUGAUAUUACUUAUGCCAUGUAAUGCUUGAGCUAAUGAAUGUUUUAUUAAAAGUGAACACGACUGGCAUGUGAGUAUCGGAAUAACUAAACAGCCACUAAAUAUGUGCAGAUUCUCUAUGGAAACAACCCACAUCUAAGUAGCUAUGGAACAUAAUAAUGGUGGUGAGAUUAUGUGCUGUUAAUAUUGACACGGCUGCCAUUUGUCACUGCUCUGACAGGAAACAUGGGACAUUGUCCUAUUUUGAGGUGUUAUCAAAAUGUAAUCUAAAAGAAAGCAUUAUUUUUGUAUUUUGAACUGGGGAUGUAAAAAUGUAAAACGUACUGAAAAUGUAUUGAUCGUUUCAAAAAGGUUGCAGUUAUCUGAUGCAUUGGUCCUCAGCUUUGUGCUGUUCCCCUGCUUGGGAUAUAGCUUAGCUAUGAGAUUGAUACUCUAAUGUUUAGUUUUCUGAUAGGAAUUUUUCAUUUAAAUUUAUCGGAAUUGGUGUGAGGAACUAUUUUUCACUGCCUAGUGCCCAUCUGAUGAAUUUGUAGACAUGUUUACCAGGGGACCCCAGAAUGACUUAACUGAGCACCAAUGAUUCAAGGUUAUUUGAUCCAAAAUAAUCUAAAAGACUAAACUUUUAUUUCUGGUAAUUUAGCUACUGUAAAAUUGUAACUAAUUCAAUUGUUGAUUUUAUUUAUGUUUUGUAACUAAUCACAAUAAAAGAUGGUGUUAAACCUGAAAAUAUGAUUCUCUUUUACAUGUUUUAUAACAAUAAAAUAUUUAAAUAUAUACAUU
This is a messenger RNA of Electrophorus electricus (electric eel), 13170 nucleotides long. RefSeq names its product WNK lysine deficient protein kinase 3 (gene wnk3). The record is from RefSeq and is a predicted model, not a curated record. Lineage: Eukaryota; Metazoa; Chordata; Actinopteri; Gymnotiformes; Gymnotidae. Gene Ontology annotation, molecular function: ATP binding; protein serine/threonine kinase activity. Gene Ontology annotation, biological process: protein phosphorylation.